Molecule: messenger RNA, 1061 nt
Organism: Aspergillus welwitschiae
Lineage: Eukaryota; Fungi; Ascomycota; Eurotiomycetes; Eurotiales; Aspergillaceae
Gene: cap2
Product: F-actin-capping protein subunit beta
Exons: 5
Coding region: 62-862 (266 amino acids)
Biological process (GO): barbed-end actin filament capping; cell morphogenesis; actin cytoskeleton organization
Cellular component (GO): F-actin capping protein complex; actin cortical patch; cytoplasm
Molecular function (GO): actin filament binding
Source: RefSeq, a predicted model, not a curated record
CCCGUGCCUAAACAGUAGACAGACUCAACCACAAUAGGUCACAUUUCAGCAUAUCAUCAUCAUGGCGGACGCUCAAUUCGAUAGUGCGCUGGACCUGCUCCGGCGCCUCAACCCCCGCGACACGAAGCAAAACCUCCAGGCAAUCACCUCCAUCGUCCCUGAUCUGACCGAAGACCUGCUCUCCUCUGUCGACCAGCCUCUAGAAAUCCGCAAAUGCCCCAAGACAGACCGCGACUACCUCCUCUGUGACUACAACCGCGACGGAGAUAGCUAUCGGUCGCCCUGGAGCAAUGAAUUCGAUCCCCCGUUGGAAGACGGAACUGUUCCCAGUGAGAGAGUGAGAAAGCUUGAGGUCGCCGCCAACGAGGCUUUCGAUGUCUACCGGGAGCUGUACUACGAGGGUGGAGUAGGCAGCGUGUACUUUUGGGACUUGGACGAUGGAUUCGCUGGCGUUAUCCUGUUGAAGAAGGGAGUUACGCCAGGUGCUAAGAGCUCUGGGGAGUGGGACAGUAUCCACGUCUUCGAGGCUACCGACAGAGCGCGCAUGUCCCACUACAAGCUGACUAGCACCGUCAUCCUGCACUUGGCUAAUGAAACUGAGGCUUUGGGUGAGAUGGACCUGAGUGGUAACAUGACCCGUCAGGUGGAGGUGGAUCUUCCUGUCGAGUCGGAUGCGAGCCACGUCGCCAAUGUUGGUCGACUUGUUGAGGACAUGGAGUUGAAGAUGAGAAACUUGCUGCAGGAGGUAUACUUCGGCAAGGCUAAGGAUGUCGUGGGUGAACUUCGGAGUCUCCCCUCCUUGUCCGAGUCGAACAGAGAUCGGGCUACCCACCUGGAGAUGAUCCGGUCUAUGCACAGCUAGUCGUCUGUUUGUCAGUUAAGGAAGCCAUUAUAGCGUCAUUUUAGAGGCUGUUAUUCAUUUACAUUUGUUGUAUGUACUUCGAGCUCAAGGUUCCUGGGGAUCCCAAUAUUACUCGUAUGCGAUGAACUGCAAGUGCUAUGCGAUCGUAUUUUGUAAAUACCGUACACUAUGUGAUGGCAUGGCUAGCCAUUACGACGAU